AUGACAACCCAAUACGAUGCCCAUGAUGCCAUCCUGCACCAUAUUUUCAAGCAAACUCAAGGAGAAGCCUGGUUCAAACCGACCUCGGAGUCCGCCAAGGCUGGAGUUGCUUUGCGAGUAGAGAACUCGCCGCCAAGGUUCAGGGUGUUCCCCUAUGAGAAUCCCCACCUUAUCCGCUUCGAAGCAGCGGUUCGUGGCUUAAACCCCCUCGUUGCUGUCAAGCUUCGUUCUGCUGCAAUCCAUGCUACGUUAUUGCUAGUGGGCGAAGUUGCCACAGGGAUCUUCAUCGACGACGAAGUCCGAAUCCAAAUUCUCGAUUCUAUAGAGGACCUUCCCACUGCCGACAAGGAGCAGAAUGCGGCCUUUAUUCGAAACGAACGGAUUUUGAUCUGCUGGUCCGACCAUUUAGACGGAAUUAUCCCAACUUGUACCGAUAUCGAAGAGAAGCUCAUCGCCUUGGUCUGGAAAGCCAGUCGUACCAAUCUUGAUGCAGGCAACUCCGAUCCGUCGGCGCGCUCCUCCAGAGGGGCGCCCACCAUCAAGUUUCAACAACAGGAAGCCCCUCCAAACAAUCAACCAUUAGCACAGGACGACCCAAAGCUUGCCGACUCGCCCUCUGCCGUCUCAGAGAAUGAGAAGCGACGAAAUCGGGCAUCCAAUAUAUUCGCGUGGAAAUCGGAAAAGACGAUGAUGGAUGAAGAGUCGAACGAUAAGACGUCCAAGAAACGGCCAAUCAGGCUGUUUGCUCCCAUUUACAAUGGGCUCGGUGCCGCUUUGGGUCUCCUGCUGACGCUGGAGGCACUAAGGAAGAUGCUCGCCGAGUAUUGGCUCGACGGUGGAAAGCUACGUUUUAUGCUACUGGUGACCCUACCGUUCCUCUUUUGCGUCUCAUUGUUCUUCUACAACUUUGUCAUCAUUCUAGUUGCUCAAUCCAUUGGACCCGUGGCACAAUAUCACCAAAACUCCAAAUACUACUCUGCUAUCAAACCAGCUCCGAAUCCGGAUGUGGACAGGCAUCUCCCACACAUAACCAUUCAGAUGCCAGUUUACAAGGAAUCUCUUACCGAAACCAUUGCACCAUCUUGCGAGUCGCUAAAAAAGGCGAUGCAGACGUAUGCGCGGCAAGGGGGAACUUCAAGUAUCAUGAUCUGUGACGACGGAAUGCAGCUCCUCGACCCCGCUCUUGCCGAGGAGAGGAAGCGCUAUUAUGCUGAUCAUGGAAUCGGAUGGGUCGCGCGUCCCGCUCAUUCGGGUGCUUCCGAUGGGUUCAAGCGUGCUGGGAGGUUCAAAAAAGCGUCUAACAUGAACUAUGCGCUCAAUAUUUCCCUCAAGAUGGAGGAACAUCUCGGAAGAUUUAUGUCGGAUCCAAAGGCACUCGAAAACGCGCGCAUGGCCAGACGACUUUCCAAGGCCGCGACAGGGGAUCGCCUCUAUGGCGAGGGUUUAUCGACGCAAGGGUGGUGGCAUUUGGACCUCGAUGAGGAGAUUGAGGAAAGCUUAGAGGACUUGGCACUUCGUGCUGCCAUGGACGAGGUCUACGCGGAGAGUGGUAAUCGGUUCCAACCUUGGGGAGCUGGUGGACGCGCCCUCCGCGUCGGGGAGAUUAUCCUCAUCGUUGACUCGGAUACUAUCGUACCGGAAGACUGCCUGCGGGAUGCGGCACGGGAGAUGGCCGAAUGUCCUGAACUUGGGGUGAUCCAGCACGAGUCGGACGUCAUGCAAGUCUCGCGUGACUACUUUGAAAACGGGAUCGCUCACUUUACAAGACGUGUCAACAAAGCUAUCUCGUUUGCAGCUGCCAACGGCGAGGUGGCUGCCUUUGUUGGGCAUAACGCUUUUCUUCGAUGGAGCGCAAUUCAGGACGUCUCAUUUAUUGAUCCCGUGGACGGAGAAAGGAAGAUUUGGUCGGAAAGCAAUGUCUCAGAGGACUUUGACAUGGCGCUCCGACUACAGCUUGGCGGAUAUAUCGUUCGUUGGGCGAGUUAUUCAGAUGGGGGAUUCAAAGAAGGUGUUUCGCUUACUUGUGAUGAUGAGCUCAACAGAUGGGAAAAAUACUCCUACGGUUGCUCGGAGCUCAUCUUUAAUCCGUUCGUCCAAUGGUUCACCAAAGGUCCCAUCAAUAAGCAACUCCGGACAUUUGUAUGGAGUAAUGCGCCGGUGCAUUACAAGAUCAGUAUGAUGGCGUACAUGUUCUCGUAUUACGGUCUCGCGGCGUCGUUUGUUCUGUCGCUCAUCAACUAUCUUGCCGUCGGCUGGGCGCUUCCACUUGACGGGAUGUAUCUCCAAAGUUUCGAGAUAUGGGUAUCGGUCAUCUUUGUUUUCCCCUUGUGUGGAAAUAUUGCGCAUACGCUCCUGGAGUAUCGACUCGGCCAGAAGGGAUUAAUCGCUGCAUUCAUCGAGAAUGUUCUAUGGAUGCCAUUCUUCGUGAUUUUCUUUGGCGGUCUAUCGAUCCAUCUUUCGAAAGCAAUCCUUGCUCAUCUAUUUUCUUAUAACAUCACCUGGGGUGCGACGAAGAAGGAGGUCGAGCGCUCCAACUUCUUCCUCGAAGUACCAAAGAUUCUUGUGCGGUUCCGUGUCGCUUUGAUUCUCUGCGUACUAACCAUUGGUGGAAUGAUUGCACUGACCGUGCCAAUCUUCCCACUUGAUUGGAGGAUCCCAUACAGCAACUGGUCUGUGGUCACCCCAUUAGCAAUUUCCAUCGUCUCUCACUUGGCGUAUCCCAUUCUCCUCAACCCUUACCUCAUGGUUUUCUCCUACUGA
Molecule: messenger RNA, 2760 nt
Organism: Serendipita indica DSM 11827
Lineage: Eukaryota; Fungi; Basidiomycota; Agaricomycetes; Sebacinales; Serendipitaceae
Source: the annotation of a GenBank genome assembly